AUGAUAUACAGAGUUGUAGAUUUUCCAAAUUUAUGUGAUAUAGAAGAAUCUGAAAUAUAUAUUAUGAAAAAUGUGGCUGUUAAAACAAUAAUUCAUUCAUGCCGUGCAAAUUCUAACAAGAAAACCAAAACAAUUGUCACAAUUUCUGAUUCUGAUGAUAAUUGUGAUGAUAAUAAUAAUAAAGAAAAUUUAAACUUAAAUUCCAAUGAGCUUGAAUAUCAAGAGAGGGAACUAGCUUUAAAAGAACGUCAAAUUUUAUUAAGAGAACGUGAAGCAAAAGUUCAUGUAAUGGAACUGUCCAACCUUGAGAAGGGCGGGAGUUAA
Messenger RNA from Rhizophagus irregularis DAOM 181602=DAOM 197198, 324 nucleotides. RefSeq lists its product as uncharacterized. The record is from RefSeq and is a predicted model, not a curated record. Lineage: Eukaryota; Fungi; Glomeromycota; Glomeromycetes; Glomerales; Glomeraceae.